AUGUUCGUUCAUAACGAAAAUUAUGAGGGGAAAAGUUUAGCAGAUGUCAUCAAUGACAAACACAUCAAUCCGAUCUAUCUUCCUGGGUUCAAAAUCCCCGAAAAUGUGCUUGCUUCGUGUAACAUUGAAAGUGUUGUCCAGAAAGCUGACAUACUCGCGAUAGUUUAUCCGUCACGCUACGUUCCAUGGCUUUUGGAUCGCAUACAGGAUACUGUUAAAGACACCGCUUACUUUAUCACUUUCACAAAAGGACUUAUCGUUGACCCGGAUGGACGCCAUCUCGGGCUCGUAAGUGAUCUGGUCCGCGAGAAAACCAAGAGACCAUGUAUCGCUGUUAUUGGGGCAACCACGGCUCUAGAAGUAGCUUGGAAACACUUUACGGAGGCCACCAUCGGUGCCACAGACAUGAUCAUCGCAAAUGAAGUCAAGCGACUGCUCUCGGCGCCCUACUUUGGUCUCACAAUUUCCACCGAUGCGGUUGGCGUGGAGUUGUGUGGUGCACUAAAAAAUGUCGUCGCGAUUGCGGCCGGUGUGGCUGAUGGUUUGCGUCUGGGAGACAAUACAAAGGCGGCCGUAUUACGUUUAGGCUUUUGGGAAAUGUUCAAACUGAUGAAGGAAUUGUUCCCCAAUCGCGGUGUUGAAGGCAUCACCCUCGAGGAGAGUUGCGGUGUGACUGAGCUAUUCGUCUGUAUGUCCCACCGUUCGGACAAGCUGCCGGCCUUCGGUUCCGAUAUGGACUUGAUGAAUAUUACACUUGGUAAAUCAUUGGCUACCAAACGAAGACAAUCUGAGGGUACCAUUCCAUCAAGGGACCGGAGUGCACACCCGACAUUUGUGGACGGUGCCGAAUACGCCCAAGUGAUAUACAAUAUCCUGAAAGCCAGCGACCUUCUGGACCACUAUCCGUUGUUUGUUGCCGUACAUCGAAUGUGUCAAGGUCAACUGAAUCCGGAUCGUUUUAUCGACUGUCUACGCACGCAUCCGGUGCACGGAUGA
Echinostoma caproni is the source of this 996-nucleotide messenger RNA. The record is from the annotation of a GenBank genome assembly. NCBI's taxonomy places the organism in Eukaryota, Metazoa, Platyhelminthes, Trematoda, Plagiorchiida, Echinostomatidae.